Merops nubicus (carmine bee-eater) is the source of this 1035-nucleotide messenger RNA. It is a transcript of the gene LRRC56, whose product is annotated as leucine rich repeat containing 56. The annotation marks the transcript as partial. The record is from RefSeq and is a predicted model, not a curated record. The transcript has 8 exons. Lineage: Eukaryota; Metazoa; Chordata; Aves; Coraciiformes; Meropidae. Gene Ontology annotation, molecular function: protein binding.
AUGGACCUGAAGAGGAAUCCUGACAGAGUUUCUCACCUGGCCUCUGCUGCUGUCCGGGUGACUGACUGGAGCUGGGGAGGCAACCUGAAUCCCAGCCCCCUGCUGAGAGAUGAGGGGGAGCUGCUUGUGGACGAGUUCCUGUCCCCCAGGAAGCUGAAAGAUCUGACAGGGGUGGAUGACCUGCAGCAGGUGAAGGCCCUAGAGAUGCGAGUGGAUACAAGAGAGAACAGCUUGGGGAGCUUUGGUGUCUAUCUACCCAAUCUGAGGGAACUGAAGCUGAACAACAGCUUGCUUGUGUCUGUGAGGGAUCUUGGGACCACGUUGUCUCAUCUGCACGUCCUGUGGAUGGCUCGCUGUGGGCUCUCGGAUUUAGAUGGGAUCUCUUCCUGCAGCUCUCUGAGAGAACUCUACAUAGCCUAUAACAACAUCUCUGACCUGAGCCAGCUGACCUGGUUGGAACACCUGAAGGUUUUGGACCUGGAAGGGAACAAUAUUGAGGACAUCAACCAGAUGCUGUACCUGGGACUCUGUGGCCAGCUGAGACGCCUGACAGUGGAGGGCAACCUCAUCUGUCUGAAGCCAAGUGCAGAAUCUGCAGAGGAACCAGACUAUAACUACAGAGCUGAGGUAAAAAAGCUCAUUCCCCACUUGGAAUAUCUGGAUGACAUACCAGCAAGCCAGACUGCUCUCCCUGCUGCCAAGAAGACCCAUGAGGACUGGCUCAUCAUCAAGGAAUCCAUCAAGGAAGGUGGCUUAGCUGGGGACAUUUCCUGGUUAGCUGGGGCAGCAGCAGGGCAGUCUGGCUGUGACCCAAGGCCCCCCACAGCCUUCAGGCCUGGAGCUGGGCUGUGCCCUGGCAGUGGGGGCAGACCCGGCCGUGCCCCCCUCUGGAGCGGCGUCCAGCUGCCCCUGGGCCCUGCUGCUCCUGGAGAGCUCUUCACAGAGGAUGACUCCAGUGAGCUGACCCAUGGACUGAGCCAGGUUAUAUGUGGGAACCCCACCAAGGCCCUUCAUGCAAGGAGGCAGAAGUUGGGG